AUGGAUAAAUUGAGGAGAGCACUAAGUGGUCAUGAUCAAUGUGACGAGGAGAGUGGAAUUAUGACUCAGCAUGAAAGUGACUAUCUGAUAUCAGAUGGUACAACUUUGAGUUGGUCUACGCGAAUAAAAGGAUUCGCUAUAUGUUUUAUCAUCGGUAUUCUCUUAACAUUCCUCGGUUCAUUUGCCUUAUUUUUACACAAAGGCUUGACUGUUUUCGCUGUUUUCUAUACACUUGGAAAUAUUGUUUCACUGUUGAGCUUGAGAAGGCUGGAUUAGCACUUCUGUUUAUAAUUAUACAGUCAUUAGCAAUGACAUGGUAUUCAUUAUCGUACAUCCCAUAUGCCCGAGAUGCUGUCAAAAAAACCGUCGAAUCUUGUAUAACGUGA
Cotesia congregata is the source of this 386-nucleotide messenger RNA. NCBI's taxonomy places the organism in Eukaryota, Metazoa, Arthropoda, Insecta, Hymenoptera, Braconidae. The record is from the annotation of a GenBank genome assembly.